Messenger RNA from Puccinia triticina, 1143 nucleotides. RefSeq lists its product as uncharacterized. Lineage: Eukaryota; Fungi; Basidiomycota; Pucciniomycetes; Pucciniales; Pucciniaceae. The record is from RefSeq and is a predicted model, not a curated record. The transcript has 6 exons. Bases 1 to 1143 code for a protein of 380 amino acids.
AUGCGCUAUCCCAACAAUUCAGGCGGAGCAAUGCUUAGACGUUCGUAUUCGCGUCCCGAUCUCGCCUAUUCCCGACCUGGCGUUGUCGAACGAACAGGCGGGAGCUAUGAUUUAGGUGGCGUCUGGAGACCAGCUAGCUACGGGCCUUAUACGUAUCGCUUUAAUAAUCGCGCGUAUGACCGCAAUCUCCAUGCGUGCUAUUACAACUUGGAGGAUGAUUACUACGGCUCCUAUGGUGAUCUGCUAGAGUAUGAGGCAGCCUUGCGAAUGAACCGUCACCUUACCGAAGAGGAACGCUUGCGACGCUGGAGAAUGCGAUUAGCGUUCGAAGAGUUAGAGGAAGCUGAACGAAUUCGACAUUACAGAACGAUGGCCCAUACCGAUCGGCUCCUUCUCGGGCUGUCCGAUCACUCGUGGUGGGGAGAGCGCUACGGAAAUCCCUUUCAUCACCGCCCAGACUGGCGCAGCCGGUUUGCAAACAAGAUCCGAGGAUGGGACUCCAGUUUCCUCCCCCUCUCAUCAACUCUCAGUCAUCGUUACGCACCGGUUUGGAACGACUCGAGCACCGUUCCUCUCAACGAUCGUCAUUUGGAUUCGCAAUUACGCUACGCUCAGAACGGCCUUCACGUCGAUCAUCUUUUAGAUUCAGAACGCCGUCUCAAUCAAGACGUCCAAUAUCACGCACUCGAAAACGCUGAAAGGAGACUCGAAAAUCAGGAACACUAUCUGCGAGACCGACUCGAGGAUAACAUCCUUCAUGAUCGAGAGAGAGCCCUCGAAAACCAAAUGAUGGAUAAUGUCCUUUAUGAGCAAGAACGGAAUUACGACAGAGACCUGAUCUACGACCAGGACCGCCGUCUAGACAGGCUUGCAGGGGAAGAGAUGCUAUACGACCAGGAGAGAAGAUUGGAGAACCGACUAGAUGACGAAGAACUAUAUCGAGCCGAGAGACGCUUGGACGAUGAUGCUCGCUAUAUCCAAGGUACUGGAAUUCUAGAUUCUGGUUUGAGAGAUCCCGUCAUGGUCGAUUACGAUCGGUACCCGGACAUCCAACUGGGCCUCGAUGAUAACUUUGCGAGGAGAGAGUUGGAAGAGGACGAUUACCUUGCAAGAGAACGAUUGGAGCGCGACUUAUUGUAUUGA